GUACAUGCACAGUGACCAGACCACCGAUGUCCGAACCGAAAUAGUCCACAUGUAAUAGUUGAUUACUGUUCGUGGUUGAAGGUAGGAAUAGCACGUCUGGUCAUUCAUUUCGAUCAACGAAAAUUUUAGUAUGCACCUUAGUCCACCCAAGACUCUUUAACUCAAUUAAUUAUCUUCUUCUCCUCUUGUUCUUCUUCAUACUACUUCUGGUCAUUCAUUCUCUGUUACAAAACUUCAUAGCAAACCUGAUCAUCAUAGAAUUCCGACAUGGAUUCCGCCACCAUAAGACAACCAAACGGCGUCUGCCACAUAGUGGCCAUGCCCCAUCCCGGCCGGGGUCACAUAAACCCUAUGAUGAACCUCUGCAACUUGCUAGUUUCCCAAAAGAGUGAUAUUCUAAUAACCUUCGUCCUCACAGAAGAGUGGCUCGGCUUAAUUGGGUCUCAAGCCAAGCCAGACAACAUUCGCUUUGCCACAAUCCCUAAUGUGGUCCCAUCGGAGAAGGAACGUGCCGCCGAUAUGGUUGCGUUCUUUGAAGCCGUCAUGACCAAAAUGGAAGUUCCGUUUGAGCAACUCCUGGAGGUUCUCGAGCCACCACCUAGUGCCAUUGUGGCUGACACUUUCCUGCCUUGGGCAGUCGCCGUCGGCAACCGGAGGAACAUUUCUUCGGCAUCGUUUUGGCCAAUGACAGGGUCCCAUUUCUCCGUGUUCCAGCAUUUUCAUCUCUUCCAGCAAAAUGGACACUUCCCAAUUGAUUUGUUAGGGUAUCAAAGUACUAUUCACUUUUACCAAUGCUUGGUGGUUCAAGUGGUAAGGAGCCUGUUCCCCUUAAGCAAGGUCUCGAGUUCGAACCUUGUGAAUGGAGCAGCCAGCAUUGAGAGAGCUUUCCCCCUAAAUAGGGUCCGACCCGGCUCGAGAUGGAUUAGUCCUUGCCUACGGCAUAAUUAUUGUUUGACAGAGAAGGGCAAUGAACGUGUUGAUUACAUCCCAGGAGUUUCUUCCAUACGGUUAGCGGACACUACUAAUUUCAUUGAUGGAAGCCAAUCAAAAAUUCUGGACAAUAUACUCAAGGCUUUUUCUUGGGUGCCCAAAGCACAAUAUCUCUUUGUCACCUCUAUCUAUGAGCUUGAAACCCAAGUGAUUGAUGCUAUAAGAUCAGAACUCUCACAACCAGUUUACACAAUAGGCCCAUUACUACCUUCCUUCAAAGCUAUCAGUCCCACUGGUACUAACCAUCUACAAUGGUUGGAUUCUCAACCUUGUAGCUCUGUUUUAUAUAUCUCUAUGGGAAGCUUUCUUUCAGUUUCAAGUGCCCAAAUGGAUGAGAUCGCAGUUGGUUUGCGAAAGAGUGGUGUUCGAUUCUUUUGGGUUGCUCGCACUGAAACGAAUAGGUUACAAGAGGUUUGUGGUGAUAUGGGGUUAGUUGUUCCCUGGUGUGACCAGUUUAGAGUGUUGUGCCAUUCUUCUGUUGGUGGGUAUUGGUCACAUUGUGGAUGGAACUCAGUUAGAGAAUGUGUUUUUGGAGGUGUUCCUUUUCUUACCUUUCCCAUAACUUUCGAUCAAGGCACAAAUAGUAAGGUGGUUGUGGAGGAUUGGAAAAUUGGGUGGAGGGUGAAGAGUACUGAGGUGAAAAUCGACCAUUUGGUGACAAGUGAGGAAAUUGCAGUGUUAGUGAAAAAAUUUAUGGAUUUGGAGGAUGAUGAAGGGAAAGAAUUGAGAAGGAGAACAAGUCAACUCCAACAGAUAUGGAAAGGUGCCAUUGCAGAAGGCGGUUCAACUAAAACUGACAUCAAUGCGUUCAUUAGAGACAUUUCACAGAGCCUUGAGGGUUAAGCAGAACUGAAUCUUCUUGUUGGACCGAUGUUUCACUAAGAUUGUCUAGACCAUGGAUUUCCUUCACUGGAUACUCGUCAUAAUGUAUGAGUAUGACUAAAGAGAACAUGAUUAGUUGCAUUUGAUUUUGUUUAGUUAAAAAUGUGUAGUGACAUGUUUACCCCAUCCAGUUUAAUUAUGGAUGUGUUUUACUGUUUUAUAUUAUUUUUUAUCACAUAGAUGUUCAGUGUUAUGUUAAAGUCGACAGGGCUCUCCCUCUCUCAAUUUUUUC
This is a messenger RNA of Rosa chinensis, 2104 nucleotides long. RefSeq names its product UDP-glycosyltransferase 87A1. The transcript is spliced from 3 exons. The record is from RefSeq and is a predicted model, not a curated record. The coding region runs from base 268 to 1833 and encodes 521 amino acids. Gene Ontology annotation, molecular function: UDP-glycosyltransferase activity. NCBI's taxonomy places the organism in Eukaryota, Viridiplantae, Streptophyta, Magnoliopsida, Rosales, Rosaceae.